AAAGGAUCAGAUGUCACCAGCUGUGAGGGGCUGGUAUAAAGGACAAAGCUGCCAGCUCUCAGUCAGAAUAGAUACCAGCAUUUGACAAGUAACUGCACACACUGAGGAUAAGUUUGCGGAGUGUGACUGAUUUUUUUUGGUUACUUUUUUAAUCUAACGGAGAGGGAGGUUUGUAGUAACUGUAGGCAGAGACUCUUCCAUUAUGGACGUUCAGAGGACAGGAUCUAUGGUUCGGCCCCCGAGCCCCAUGGAUAGCCUAGAGAAGCAGCUGAGCUGCCCCAUCUGCCUGGACAUGUUCACCAAACCCGUGGUCAUCCUGCCCUGCCAGCACAACUUGUGUCGUAGUUGUGCCAGUGACCUCUACGACUCGCGCAACCCAUACCGCUUCUCUGGUGGCGUCUUUCGCUGUCCUACCUGCCGUUUCGAGGUUGUACUUGACCGCCAUGGUGUGCAUGGGCUCCAGCGUAACCUAUUGGUAGAAAAUAUUAUCGACCUCUAUAAGCAGCAGCAAGAAGGCAGUGGAAGCACAGAAACCACCCUGAAGCCUAAAGAAUCCAAAGAGCCGAUGUGCCAAGAACACGAGGAUGAGAAAAUCAACAUCUAUUGCACUACCUGCCAGGUACCCACCUGCUCCAUGUGCAAAGUGUUUGGCCAGCAUAAGGACUGUGAGGUGGCACCUUUAGCAAGUGUUUACCAGACCCAGAAGGGUGAACUGAGUAAUGCUAUCGAUACUCUGGUGGCUAGCAAUGGCCGCCUGCAGGCCCUGCUCAACCAGAUGGAAGAUGCCUGCCGUGCUGUGCAGGACAAUGCUCAGCGUGCUAAGCAAGGGCUAGCUGAACGCUUUGACCUGCUAUAUGCUGUCCUGGAAGAGCGCAAGACCGUUUUACUAGACCAGAUUGGUAAAGAGCAAGAUGAAAAGGUGGCAGCUCUGCGUGCACUGGCUCAACGUUACGGUGAACGACUGCAGACGAGUUCAGUGCUCACAGAUACGGCUGUGAGGGCGCUGGAGCAGGGUGGUGCUGCUGAGUUUCUGUUGGCCUCCAAGGGCCUCAUCACGCAGACCAAAGAUGCAGCUAAAUGCUCGCUGGGGGAAGAUAGGCCAGAGCCAGGCUUCGAGAAGAUGGACCACUUCACUUUGUCAACAGAGCAUGUUCAAACAGUCCUGGCAAAAAUGGACUUUGGAGUUGUUGAUGAUGAUGAAUUUGAGGAUGCAGAGGAAGAGGAGGAGGAGGAAUAAUGAAAAUUGAACUAGUUACGGAUUUGUAGGAAAUACUGUAACACAUGCUUUUUGAAGGUUUUUGACACAAUUGUUUAUGGCAGGGACUGCAUUUGAUGUUGAAAGAAAUCCAAGGUUAUGGUGGAUGUGGGCGGCUUGCCCAUACUUUCAGUGCAAUAUUUUAAUGUCCUAUUCAUUCUGUUUCUUAACUUUUUUUAUACUUUUGUACUUCUAAGCCAAUUAAAUGGAGGAAUUGGUCUACAUAAAUGUUAAUAUAAAAUGUCUGAAGAUUGAUAACACAUUGUUUUCCUCAUAUGUAGCUUAUGGAAAUAGUUAUUUGUGUUUUUCUCACUUUGUCAAACUUUAUGUUGAAUUGGUGAUCAGCUGAUCCGCCUGUAAUCACCAAAUCUGUCUUCAAUGAAAUGUGGAAUAAAGCUGCAUGAAGUUAAGCACCUAUUUGCUUUAUUUGCUAAACUAAAACAUGACAUUUAAGGGAACAUAAAAACGACCCAGUAUUAUUUUGGUCGUAUGGAUUUUGUGCUUCCAACUAAAUAUUUCCCAGUCCAUGCUGCUCUUACUUGGCUAUAGGCUGUAUUUAAAAAUAAAAGCCCUUGCCAUGUC
Molecule: messenger RNA, 1837 nt
Organism: Cottoperca gobio
Lineage: Eukaryota; Metazoa; Chordata; Actinopteri; Perciformes; Bovichtidae
Product: E3 ubiquitin-protein ligase TRIM63-like
Exons: 1
Coding region: 203-1237 (344 amino acids)
Biological process (GO): regulation of microtubule cytoskeleton organization
Cellular component (GO): cytoplasm
Molecular function (GO): zinc ion binding
Source: RefSeq, a predicted model, not a curated record